GGAAGUUCCCUUUUAUGGACUGUGAAGCGUUUGUAUUUUUUUCGUGUCGACUUCCGGUUGGGUGGGAAGCAGCUGCCUGGAAACGGUGAAUAAAAACUGUGCCUGAGGAUAUAUUUAAAACAUAUAGUUUAUUCUUCUACAGUUUCAUUUUAAUCAGCGAGAAAAUGUCAAAGUCUUUGAAGAAGAUAGUGGAGGAGACUAGAGAUAAAAGUCUGACCGAGGUGGACAUGUGUGACAGGGGAAUAUCCAACAUGCUGGACAUCCCUGGUUUAUUCACUUUGUCCAACAUAACUCAACUGGUCUUGAGUCACAACAAGCUGACAACCGUACCUCCAAACAUUGCCGACCUUAAGAACUUGGAGGUGCUGAACAUGUUCAACAAUCAGAUAGAAGAGCUUCCCACUCAGAUCAGCAGCCUUCAGAAACUAAAACACCUGAACCUGGGGAUGAACAGACUGAGUACGCUGCCUAGAGGCUUUGGUUCUCUCCCUUCACUGGAGGUCCUGGAUUUGACAUACAACAACCUGAAUGAGUCCUCACUUCCAGGAAACUUCUUCUAUCUCACCACCCUGCGUGCACUCUAUCUCAGUGACAACGACUUUGAAAUCCUGCCCCCAGACAUCGGCAAGCUGGCCAAGCUACAGAUACUGAGUCUGAGGGAUAAUGACCUGAUCUCUCUACCUAAAGAGAUUGGAGAUCUGUCCCAGCUGAAGGAGCUUCAUAUCCAGGGCAACAGAUUGACUGUGCUGCCUCCUGAACUUGGUAAUCUGGAUCUUACUGGCCCAAAGCAGGUGUUUAAGGCAGAGAGUAACCCAUGGGUAACACCCAUUGCAGAUCAGUUCCAGUUGGGUGUGUCCCACGUCUUUGAAUACGUCCGCUCCGAGACCUACAAGUAUCUAUACGGGCGACACAUGCAGGCUAAUCCUGAGGCACCGAAAAAGAACAACGACAAAUCCAAGAAGAUCAGCCGCAAGCCGCUGGCUGCCAAGAACAAAUGAUGAUGAGCAAUGUGGAAGAAGAGUCCCCUGUCUGCCUGUCCGAGCUGGACCUCACUGCAUGUGCCUUCCCACACUUUAAUAUUUAUUUACUAAAAGAUCACAGGUUUUUAUACGGUUUCUGUAUUGUGUAGUGUUCAAAGCUGCCCUUGGCAUGUCCCCAACAGGCAUUAGAUUUUUUCCCAUUUCUGCUUUUUCCUCCCCUACAUUAUCUACAAUACCUUGGACUUGAUUAAUUUGCUGUGAUCGUAAUUGCGUCAUUGUAACAUAAUACUGUAUUCCCAAGCAUUAUUUUUUAACUUUUACUUUUUAAGCAAAUAUCAUGCACAAUGUCUUUCAGUAUUACUGCAGCACUGUAAAAGUUGCUAUUUUAGAUAUUUGCCAAAUUACAGUAGAUAGUCGAAGCAUUUUGACCAGGACUAUGCUUUUAAUCUGUACUGCACUAAUGUAAAAAAAUAUCCUAGAAAGUACUGUUUAAGCAAAAUCCCCAAGAUUAAUGAUAUUUUAGUAAAACAAUGUCAGUUUUGCUAGAUUUCCCCAUUUUAUAUAUUUUCCUUACAGGCUACUGUUCAAAACUACAAUGCAGUGAGGGGGAAAAAAAAUAUCAUACUCCACUCUUUGAGACAUCUAAACAAGGCACACAGCUUUCCACAACAGCAAUUUGUACUCUCCAGUGCCAGUCUUGGCAGCGGCAAGGUUGCGUAACCAUAGAGGGAUUUUUGGAGGGGUUUAGCAGUCUUGAGUCUGUGCAGGAUUGUGUCCUGCCUCAGAAGACAUGUAUCUGUCUGCUUCCUCUGCCACACCUCAUGCUUUUAAUGACUCAUAUGAAUGGCUGCGAACCAGAGUAUUGAAUGGUUAACAAAUAAGACCAGUUAUAAAACAACCCUGCAGCUCCAAACAAUGGACCGCUUAUAUAAUGCUCGGUAUUGGUUUACUUUACAAUAUUGCCUAGAUGUGCAUUCGGAAGUGGUCUGUUCUCUACUUUAUUGUUUUGACUCCCAACUGUAAAUCUAAAUUCUACACCAUGAGUUUUUGUAUCGAUCUAUGCAAUAGUAUUGUCAAGUUUUAUUAGCACCAAAUAUUAUUACAAAUAUGUGUGUUAAAUUUUUUUGUCACUUGACAAGCUUUGUCACCAUGUCACAUUUAUUCAUAUUUAACUACUUUGAAUAAAAUUUUCUGUUUGACUAUCA
This is a messenger RNA of Tachysurus fulvidraco (yellow catfish), 2185 nucleotides long. It is a transcript of the gene rsu1, whose product is annotated as Ras suppressor protein 1. The transcript has 9 exons. Lineage: Eukaryota; Metazoa; Chordata; Actinopteri; Siluriformes; Bagridae. The coding region runs from base 165 to 998 and encodes 277 amino acids. Gene Ontology annotation, molecular function: protein binding. The record is from RefSeq and is a predicted model, not a curated record.